Messenger RNA from Ascoidea rubescens DSM 1968, 1719 nucleotides. RefSeq lists its product as uncharacterized. The transcript has a single exon. The record is from RefSeq and is a predicted model, not a curated record. Lineage: Eukaryota; Fungi; Ascomycota; Saccharomycetes; Ascoideales; Ascoideaceae. The annotation marks the transcript as partial.
UUCGAGUUCCAUCGCAAUGGAUCUUUCUUAGGACUAAGCUGGAAGGCACCAGCUGUUUUUAUCGCUUUGUUUGGUUCAACCAGAGCUGGAGCUGGAGCAUUGUAUCAAAGAAGCUGCAACUGUUUUUGCUACUUGCUGUUUUUGCUGUGUGAGCUAGAUCUUUUGUUUGUACUGGGAAAUGUCUGCGCCAAAACAGUCCAGCGAAGCUGACGACAUGUUGGAUUUCCUUGAUUCCCUUCCUGACCAUAAGGAUAACUCUGCAACUGCGAUCAAAGCUGAUGGUCCUGAUGAUGAUAUAUUAGACUUUUUGGAUGAAUUGACACAAAAUGCUGACAAGUCAAAGUCUUCUUUAAAGCCGGUCAAGUCUUCUCUUGUUCAAUCUGCCAAUGAUUCCUCUUCUUUAUUAUCUCAAAAGAGAAAAAGCGAAUCUGAAAUCACAAAAAAAGUUGAGUUUAAAGAACCUGAAAUCGACAAAGAAGAAAAAAAACCUCUUGACGAAAAAAACAACAUUACUGAAGUUGAGAAACCUGAAAACAAAGUUCAAUUGGACCAAUCCACUCCCGAAGACACCAGAAAUGACAACAAGAACAACAACAAUAACAUAAUUGUCAAUGACCCAAUAACUUCCUUUUCAAAUUGGUGGGGCUCAUCAGGUUCAAAGACUGUUAACUCAUUUUUCGAUAGUGCUUCUCAUGCAGUUGAGGACUUUUCUUCAAAGGCAAAAGAAAAAAUCAUUGAGACUGGUUCUAAAUCGUCAACUCAAAUGCCCAACCCUGAUCAAAUUUCAAGAACAAUAGAAACCUCAACCGAAAAAGUUGGAGGUUUUCUAAACUCUUUUGUAUCUCAAAUUAAAUCAACAACUUCUCAUCUAUCUCAGCAACAAUCCUUUAAAACAUAUUAUCAAUACGACGAAGUUUUAAAAAUAUAUCUAAUUAACGAUCAAUUAAAAAAUUUUAAUUAUUUUAAUUAUUUGGUUUAUAAAAAUUUUAACAAGGUCUUGAGUCAAGUUCAAGGUUCUAUUUUAAUUGAAAUCAACAACAAUUUCUCAAAUUCAAAUAACAAUGAAAAUUUCAAAUUAAUAUCUUUAUUAGAAAUGGCUAAAUUAUAUGAUGACGAUUCUGAUUCAAUCAAGAAAAAAUUAGAUUUCUUCACUGGUAGUGAUUUAAAUGCCGAAAAAUUAUUAACCGCUAACAUUGACGAUGGCAUUAAAACUUUAGCUACUAUAAAUAAAAAUUUAUCAACAAUUGAAAAGCUUCAACAAAAGGAAAUAAGUUCAAGACUAUCUCAUAUUUUUAUAACUGUAAUUCCAACAGUUUCUGGUACAAAUAAUUUAAGCCAAGAAAAUUUCAUUAAAAUUAAAGAUGACGAUAAAUCUAAUUUCCAAUUUCUAUUUAUCUUAAAGGAUUUAGAGCAUGAUAUAACUAUUGAAUUAAAAAGUCAAUCUUUUCCAAUAAAAUGGGCUUAUUGGCUAAGUGAUUCCCCUAAUCUCACUCUAAAUGGUGAUGAUAAUCAGCAAGUAGAUCAUGAAAACAACAAUUUAGAAGAUUAUAUUGACCAAACUGAUUGGGUGAAAGACUGGGUUAAAGAUGGCUUGAAUUUAUCGAUUGGAAUGUUGGCUCAAAAUUAUAUAAUCGAAAGGAUGGGCUUUUAAACUGUGGUUGUUUUUUUUUGUUUUUUUUUUGAUUUCUUUCAUAUUGGUUUUACUGAAUGAGUUUUUCU